UAGUUGGCAGUCCUGUCCCGGAACGACGCGGACAAUGUGAUUACAAGGCUGUGAAAACAAAAUGGAGGUUGUGAUCGAGGCGAGAGGGUUAGAUGCUGAUUCUCGACGAAGUACGGUGUGACAACAUGUUUAGUUUCGAUGGUGUCAUAGUUAAGUUAAUUUCAAGUGCAAGUAUAUAAUUCAUUAUCGCUACUGUUGCGUGUGAUUGCAAUGCACGAUACUUGUCAUAAACAAUGGCUGACGAGCAACAACAACAAACACGAGUUCUUCUGUUAAAUGGCCAGACAAUCAUACUGCAGGGUGAUGCUACCGACAAUGCAAUCAACGAAAUUAAUGCCGAUUUACUCCAGCAAGCUCUGCAGGAAGCGACAGGUAGUACAGAUGCUGUGGAGGAGCCACCGCGCAAUGAAGAGUAUCAGCAGCCCCCUCCCGCGGCGGAGAACGCUACCCCGACCAACGCGGCGGAAAACAAUUUGGUGGCAAUAUUUCACGGAGACCAAGGCGAAACGCACACAAUUCAGUUAACAGUGGAACAAGCGGAAGCGUUGGGAUUACAUUUUAUGUCCGAUGACUCCGAAAAGGUGACUAUUCCGCCGGACAUUUCGCAAAAUGUUUCCACGCCUCAGAUGGCUAUCUCCAACGAUCAGAACCAAUUAGUAUAUUCUGAUAAUACCAGCCAGCCUGAUGAGACGAAGACCAUGUUUGAUCCCUGUAUUACUUCAGAAUCUAACAUUGCCAACAUCCAAGACAGCACUAGUUUACAAGGAGAUACCAACUCUACAUCUCUUCAUCAAAACAUUGGGGGUCUAUCAGCUUUAUCUGAAGUGGGUUCAUAUGUGGGCGAUUCAAAUAAUAUUACGCUUAUUCCUCAGUUUGUUAAUGGUCAGAUGACAUACACUGUCAAGUUGAACGAGCAACCAUCAAACACACUUCAAAACCAAGAUUUUGCCGUUAUGGAUACCGAAGAUCAUGAGCCUGAACCUGUGAUUGAGUCCAAACCCAAGCUUCCACUUCUUGCCCCAGCGUUACCUACCAACUCUCUAACAAGCAAUUCUUCGCCUGUUGCCACAUCUGUCUCCAGUAUUCGCGUUAACAACAUCCCUUCUAUGAUAAAUUCACUUACACCUAUAGCACCAGCUCUUGCUCAAACAUCUACCACUUCUACCACCUAUGCUGCACCCAAAUCAUUGCUGUCACCUUUGACAAACAUUACUCCCAUAGACAAAUCCACUAAAGCUACUUACGUUGUUGUGCCGAGUUCUUGCACAACAGUUUCUGCAUCUUCUGCUGCUGUCACUCACACUUCUUCUGGACUUCCUUUAGCCAUUAAAGGCUCGACUUUGUUGCGCCCUAGAACAGUGAUUCCUGCUUCUGCAUCAUUACAAUCCACCAAAACCACUACCGCUGUAGUUUCUGGAUCAAUUCCAUCCUCAUUGCACACACCAAGUACAACAGCAACCCUGACUGGAAUUCCAUUGAUGAAUUCUAAUAUCAAUAUAACACGAACAUCUGCAGCAGGUAGUAGUUUGCUGCAAUCUGUGUCAACAUCUUUGACUGGAGGGGGGAUGAUUCGUGUGGUUGCUGGAGGAUCCACUACACGGAUGGUGCAAGCACCAACUACAAAUGGACCAAAAUUCACUAAUAUUCUUACUCCCAGUGGUAGGUUGGUGGCAGCAACUACUGCUCAGCCAACAACACAAAAAAUUAUUCCUGUCAACUCUACAGCUGGUGUUGCAAAAACUUCUGUCACAACUACUGCAGUGUCAACUACUGUAACAACUGAACCUUUGCAGAGUAGUGCAGUUAGUGCUGUGCAAUCUGCAGCUGCUCGUUUAAAUAUCAACUCUACCAAGCCCCUGGGAUCCAGUGAAAAUCCCAUUCAACUUGUUCAGCAUGGACAGACAUUUCACAGUGUUCAAGCCCUUAGCCAAGAACAGUUACGCCAGAUAGCCACUGUGCUGCAGCAGCAGCACUUGGACUCUGCUCCACGGACAAAGAAUGUCUUGUAUGAUGCCGAAACCAACACUAGAAUCAUAUACAGGGUUGUGUAUCCUGAAGACCUUGAUCUCCGGGAGCCAUCCUCCCCGUCAGAGAAGCACACGAGUAGUGUUCUGGCUAGUAGCGGGCGUGGUCGGGGACGGAGGGGUCGGCCUCCGAAAUCUGCCCUUCGGCCUGUCGGGCGGACCGGUCCUGUGCACGAAUCUUCUCUUGGCGCAGGGAGGAAACCUAGUGGACAGGCAGUGGAUCUCGACUUGGAUGAGGACCGUCUGGUGGAUGAUGCUGCCAAAGUUGAACGCAAGAAGCAGGUUGCACGCACAAGAUCUGGUCGUUUGUCCAGGCCACCCCGACACAUGGUGAAAGACUAUAAGAGACUGCAUCAUCUGGACUUUGCGGAUGCCGACCUGGACGACUCUGAUGGAGGAUACAGCGACUACCAGAUGAGCGAUCGAGAAGUGGAAGAGCAGGAUGCCUUGGCAAAGUCUAAUGCAAUACCACCAAAUACUCAGGGAACACCAAUACCGACAAACCAGGAUACAACAGCGACAGCAGCAGUAGCCGCAUCAUCAUCAUCAGCAGCAGCCGCAGCAACAUCAACAGCAACAACAGCAAAUCCAGCAACCACAACCACUACUCUUUUGCCUGGGCUCCAAGUCUCAAAGAGGAAGAUCUCAUCUCACUUUCGGUGUCCCACAUGUCAGAAAGUGUAUUUAGGACAUUCACGUAUGGCUCGGCAUUUCGAUAUGUUUCCAGAUCAUGGAAGCAUUGAUCAGAUGAAGACCAAUACAUCUGCAGCACCAUCAUCUCCAGUUCCUUUACCUGAUUCAACUCAAGGUCGACAAGUGGGAAUUGGAUCCACAUUAAAUGGAAUUGUUCGACCAAGUGGUGGCAGAAGAAGAGGGAAACGAAGAGGUCCAUGGGCUUAUACAACUCCAGAAGCAAGAUCUGAACGUAGGAAGGUCAAACUUCGUGAGGCAUUGGCCACUUGCGAAGCUGCGGAACUAUCUGAAGUGGCCGGGCCAGCUGUCGCCGGAGUUAUGUCAUUGUGGGAACUGUUGCUGCUUCGCGUGGAGUCUGUGCGCACAGAGGAGAGCCUCAUGGCCACACUGUGCGAGGAGUUACGGGCUCUGCUUGAAAAGGUGCAGUCUGUGGCUGGGGAGGUGUUGCAACCUGCGCAGUCUGAAGAAAUUUCCACCAAGGAGGAGCAAUUAGAGUUGCAGGAUGAAAUCCUUUGCAAUGCCUUGGGAUUACCAUGUGGCAAGUACCAAAUAGUAGAUGACCAUCUCCUUACUAGAAGAGCCCAGUCAGGAUUUGAUAUGAAGGUUGAACCGCCUUUAAAACGGCUGAAAUGUGAUGAGAGUGACGUAAAAGAUGAACCUAAGCUGGAGGAGAUAAAACCAUCUUGCCCGGAGGUUCUGUCUGCUCUUGCCUUGGAAUCUAGGCCCACUACAGUGUCAAGUUUAAUUUCGAAUCCAGUUCCUCCUUCAGUGUCUUCUACUAUAGCUUCCACCGAAGCAUCUAAUUCCCAUCCUUCAUCCCCAGCCAGAUCCUCUGUGGACAGUGAACCUACAAAAACAUCGCAGGACAAUACACCCCAGAGUCAAGAUGAAAAUAUGAAAGAAGUGGACUCUGUAGAAACAAAACCAGUUAGUGACCAGGAAGAUGAACAUCCGUUCUUGCUUCCUACAACUAGUGAUAUGUGUGUGGAUGAACUAACUCAUGAGGCUGUUGGAGGGGAGGGAGAAUCACAUGGAACAGAGACAGUUGAUGAUAUUGUCAACGAAAGACUCAAGAACCUCACUGGCUUCACCGUGAGUGGGCCAGAAGGUGAAACUGUUCAAUCUGUUCCCCAGGAAGUUGUGCAGUUCCAGGACCCACACACUUCUAAUGACACAGAAGUGCCAACCUUCGACCCUGAAAUGGCAUUGGCAGCCAUGGGUGAAGGGGAGCAACCUGAUUCAGGGACGGCGCUGUCAGAAUUCACCCCAGAAAUUGCACUGGCAGCAAUGGGAGAAGGUGACGCAGAGCCCCCAGACACUGGGACUAGACACAGCCCUUUUGCUUCCUCUGUUCAGGAUGUUUUUGAUCCCAUUAAGUCAAUGCAGGACACUGUGUCGUUGCCCAACAACUCUGUCCCUCGAAAUGAAGAAUCUGACCAACCCAAAAUGAACAGUCCUGCCAGUGCCAGGGAAGUGUUUUCAGACUUGGGGUUAAGUAAUAUGGACACUCCCCAGUCAACAAAUUCUGCUGAAUCCAAAGAAGAAAUUGUAGCAUUUACCACAUCUAUACUGACAAACAAUUCUGAAAACACUUUCAUCACAUCACUGGCAGAGAGUAGUAGUAUAAGUAAGUGCGAGGGGCCCAGUGAUUCAUCGGUAACUAACUUCGACCCAGAAAUCGCGCUUGCUGCAAUGGGAGAGGGUGAUCCGACAGGAGGCAACUCUGAGAGUACCUUUGAUCCAGAAAUGGCCCUUGCGUCAAUGGGAGAAGGGGUGCCAAGUGUCCCGAGUGGUCAAGAGUUCCCACAGGCAAGUGAUGCGUCUGGAAACGAACCCGCGUUCCAGUUGACUGCGAUGGAUGUCAGUUUAGACGAAUCUGGCCCAGAGUUGGACUUUGAUGCACUUAGUGCUGAAUUUACUCGAUCGACUCGGCACAGCUAGCAAACAAGUUAGUGCUAGGUUUUCGGCAGUCACUGCUGUGUAUAAUUCUGUGAAAGAACAGUCAAUAUUAUUUCCUUUAGGUUUUUCAUGUGAUGUUAAAGUUUGUAUUAUAAAAUAACUAUAUAUAAAUAUAUAUAUACAUAUGCAAGUUAUAGAGAUAGGGAUGUGUGAAUGUUACAUUCAAAGACUGAUGUAGCCAGAACAUAACUGAAAAAAUUGUUUAUGACUUAAUUUUUGUAGAUCACUGUACCAUAGUUGAAUGGAAUUUUGAAAAACAAAGUAUGCAAACAUUCCUCAGAAGUUGAAGAGACACUUUGUUUUAAUUAAAAAAUAAUGGUACAAUAAGACAAAAAUUAUAGCUUAUCGGACAAUAAUGAAUUUUGAUUUGUUUUGAUUUUAUGUCUUCUGGCAACAUCAGUAUCAAUGCAUUGUACUGAUUUGAAUGAAUGUGAGGGUAGGAAGAUGUGGGUACUGCAUUCUCUCUCUCUCUCUCUCUCUCCCUCCAUGUUCCUGAAUCUAAGGAGUGUGGAAUCAGGAGACAUUAACUACCUGAUUAGAUCCACACAAGUGAGACUUGUAUUUCUGUGUGUUGUUCACUGCUCUAUGAUAUUUACAGUUCUUUGAGAAAGAUAAAUUUAAUGUCUAAUUUGUGUGAGCCACAAUAUUGUCAAAUUUGUGUUGUUGAAUGCGAGAGAGUCUUAUUUCAUCCUUGUAACUUCUAAAUGUGCUACAGAGAAUACACCAAGAUCUGUCUUACUGGUCAGAACGCUAUAAGUUUAUUGUCAUAGGUUGUUGGAUUUUAAACAACCUGCCUUGUGUGUUGUGAACUUUUUCUCUUUCUUCUUUUUUGUUGUUGAAAAUAUGCUGUAAGAUGUUUUCCUGUUUGCAUCUUUUUAGUAGUUUCAUGAACGAAGAGAAGCAAUAUGGAAUUUAAGAAACGUAUAUGUAUAAAUUUAUUCAUCUAAAUAUUGAGACUAGUUCCAAUCAUUGUAACCAUGUUUCUAAAAAGAAACCAGAAUUUAAAAAAAAAAAAAAAAAAUUAAAUUCUGAACAAAGCUGUGAUAUGCAUUCCUACAAACUUAUGAAAAAGAUCCUAAUGCUUGCCUCAACUGCAGUCAGCAUUGUACAUAUUUGUUGCCUGACAAGUUUAUCCAGAUUGAACUCUGUAUCAGGCAAAUCAUUACAAUAACAUAUUUUAUGAUUUACAAAAAAUAAAUCUAGUAUCUGCAAACUAUAUAGGAAGUCAAAUUUUCUGUAAAUUUACAGAUUUUGUUCCCAAAAAUUCCAUGAUGUUCUCAUGAUAAACUUUUAUUGCUGGACAUGUCAUAGCAUGAUUAACUAGCAAUAUGGUAUAUAAAAUUGUAAAAAAGAAUCCUCCGAUAUAUGCAAGAAAUAAAGGAAGACUUAUUUUCUGUAGAAGUGCAGAUUAUGUUGCAAAAAAUAGAUUCAUGAUAAUGUUCACAUUUUUUUAUUGUUAGACAUGCCAAAGCAUGUCUACUUAGCAAUAAAUGGUCCAUCAAGUGAUGUCUAGUCAGUUUUUGAUGCUUAACUCAAACAGACCAGUCUUUCGUGAAUUAACAGAAUACUCUUUCUCCAGCGAGAGUAUCAAACUCUACUCUAAUUUGAAGGAUAUAGAUUUGUUACAGAACUGUUUUAGCUCAUAGAACUGGAUUGGACAUUUUAUUUUUAUUUCUUUAAUUUCUUUGCCAUUUCUUUCUACACGUGGCGUUUCUGAACAAUUGUAAGACAGACUUUUUUGAACAUGUUUCUGAGAAUCUAAUGUAAAGAUUUGGUAAUACUAUUGCAGAAGGUUUAUUAUAUAUUUUUUUUGCAGUCUUUUCAUAUAAAAUGAUACAAAAACAGCUUGUAUAUAGCUUAUAUGUAUUUAUUACAGUGUAUAUACACAAUGAGUUACCGCAUUCCUGCAUUGAAACAAUUCAAUAAACUUUUGAUUUCAAUGUUUGUCUCAUUCCUGCAAACAGUAAUUACUAAUUACAUUGCGGUGAUAUCUGUUGAAGUUGUGUGUUCUAAUAAUGUCAAUUCCACAAAACUUAAGUGUCCUGCAAAUCUUUCCUUGGUCUCAUUUCAGACCUUGAAAUUCACACCUCUUCCCACAGCUCACUGAUACAUUCAAAGGCUGAUGUGAAUUUCUUGAACAGAAUAACGACGGAAAAUAAAAUAUUCAGCAAAAUCAUGUCACAAAAGUGGCUACAAUUUUGUAGUGGAUAAGAUGUUAAAUGAAUGGAUUAACCAGUAUAAGCCAGCUUGAACUUUCAAUGACCUUUUCCUCCCUCUUGAAGGCGAAAAUGAUUUGAAAUCAUUUUGUAAGUGAAGUCCACAAUCUCUAAAUUCCCAAUGUUUUUAAAUAACGAAAAUGUACAAAUUGAAUUCAUAAUUUUUAUUUCCUGACAUUUUCAAAUUUACAAUGGUUUGAUUAUUGUGAAAAUACCUUAUUGCACAAUUAGCUUUAACUGGCAUUGAUAACACAAUUUAUUGGCUGAAAAAACACAUACAUGGAAGCAUGGAACUCUUUAUCUCUGGGGUUAGAUUUGACUAUGCGCUUUAACAAAUAGUUCACUUGAAUUUCAUGCACGGAUGCUAUUUGGUAUUAUAAAUUAAGAAAAUGAUGCCAUUUAUUUGCUUCAUUUACUAUAUCGUUCUAAAAUAUAAAGAUCAUAUAUUCAGAAAAAACAUUUAGCAUAUUCUUAUAACUGCAUAGGUGUCUACCAUAUGAUAAUGUCCGAUACGGAGCUACUAACUCGUUAUAGACAAAUACACAAAAAUAGAAAUGAGACAGACUUUUAGAAUUUUUCUCAUAAUUUAGACUUGUAACCUGGAAUCUAUUUGGGAGCAUUUCUGAGCCCAACCGUACAAAAAUAAAAUUAUUUCAAAUCAAGAAAACUUAAAAGUUUUCAACACACACAAAACUGCACAUAAAUAGCGCAUCUAAAAGGAUAUGUUCAAGUGAAUACUUUUCAGAGCGUUUAAAACAUUAUUUGCACCUGGGGUCAGAAAAGACCCCAGAGCCUAAGGGUUAUAUUAUAUUUGGAUGAUAUUACAUGGUGGCCACAUUCUGCAGAAAGAAUAUCAAUUUUGGAGGAGAAUAAACAAGGGAAUGUUUAGAAUUUUGGAAGAUCCGUUAGAAGUUGGGGAAAUGUUUUAAGUUAUUCUUCAAACAACAUUAAUUCGUAGUUAUUUUUGACACACUUUUUUUGUAAGACAAAUGUUAAUGCUGUCAUUUUCACUGAUAAAUAGGGGAACAGACAUAUAGAUAACUUAUCCUUAAAGAGGCACUCAUACUCUCUCAAUGCAUUAGUGCAAAAGAAUUAAGAUAUUACUCCGAAAAGGGCUUGGCCAAUAACACCAUUUUAAUAUCUACCUGUCUUACUUUUAUAUACACAAAAGAUGUCUGGCAAUUAGGGAAAAAUUAGUGAAAUUUGUCUCACGGGAAAAUGGUGGCCACCCUCAUUCAAUAAACAUCA
Gryllus bimaculatus (two-spotted cricket) is the source of this 8140-nucleotide messenger RNA. NCBI's taxonomy places the organism in Eukaryota, Metazoa, Arthropoda, Insecta, Orthoptera, Gryllidae. The record is from the annotation of a GenBank genome assembly.